This is a messenger RNA of Bombyx mori (domestic silkworm), 4605 nucleotides long. RefSeq lists its product as uncharacterized. NCBI's taxonomy places the organism in Eukaryota, Metazoa, Arthropoda, Insecta, Lepidoptera, Bombycidae. The coding region runs from base 284 to 4390 and encodes 1368 amino acids. The record is from RefSeq and is a predicted model, not a curated record. The transcript has 13 exons.
UUAUUAUUAUUUACGACAUAAAAUCCGUCAUACGGCAUAUGGCCUCAUGAAAUUGUCAAAAUUUUUGUAAAAUAAUAUUGCAUUAAAAUUGUUCAUUGUACAAAUCAUGUUUUUUCAUAGAUCAUGACGAAAAGUUCACAUUCCAUAUUAUUGUAAGUCUCCUAUGGAAGUAAAGUAAUAUUGACACUUAAUUUUGGAAAUAUAUUCACGUUGCGCGAGGUCGGAGAAUGAAAAUCUAUUGGUCUAAGAAUUAAUAAAUUAAAGCCAUUGCUCACUUAAGAAGAUGAACCAAAUGCCGGACUGCCUGCAUCGUCGCAAGAAAGCCCUAGACAGACUCAUUAGAGAAUUAAGUGGAACUCCUUGCGGCUCGAAUGUCCAGUGUCGCAACGAAUGUGGCGAUAAAGUCGCCGCGCGACUGAUGCGCGACUUCUGGAAUAUUCUGAAGGAAGAUCCGUCAUGUAAUUUGGCUCACGAAGUCCAAAAUCGGCUUUGCGCACGACCCUCGUCUCGCUCCUGCGAUAGUUGCUCGCAUCGGCAACACAUAGCUUGUUAUAUGGCGGGUCGUAAACGUGACGACGGUGACGACCAGAGAAGGGACGCUCUGAACAAAGUUAAAACUUUUUGUAAGAAUAAUCCUGAUCCGAAAUCAACGCCGAGAUGCUGUACAUCGCAGUCUCCGGCGCUGAGCGACAAGGACAUUAUACCGCUCACCAAAAUCCUUUGUAAUCUCAAGGAGGCGGCCUCAUUCGACAAGCAAUGCGAUGCGAAAAUAACAGCUCUUAUGGCUGCCCAAAAAGAGCUUCGAGAUCAGAUACAGAAUCUGGAGAAGAGGGAAAAUGCAGGGAUCCAAUUGCUGAAACAGGCGGACUGCAUGUGGACGUGCAUGGAAGACGCUUACAAAAAGAAAGUAGAGGAUUCGCUGGAGAGGCAGAAGACUUUGUUGGAAGAGUUAAAAGAAGUUGAGACCAGUGCAACGAAAUGGCGUAAAAACAAAAAAGAUUUAGAAUCCCAAUUGAAAAACAUUGAAAAAUGCGAAAAAGAAAUUAAGGAGAAGAUAAAUCUAAAAACGAACGAUUUGAAAUGCGUCAACAAUGAAAUUGACGAUUUCCAAAAGAGAAUCGAUAAGAACAAAAAGGAAAUUGAUGCGGCGACUAAAUCUUUGACAACGAAGAAACAAGCUUCUGACCUAAAAGUGGCUAAUUUAGCAUCAGAUAUAGCGAAAAAACAAACUGUUAUAUCGGACGAAACAAAGAAUAAAGAAAAAAAAGAGAGAGAUGGUAUCAAUUUCGUGAAAGACGCACGAGAAGACCUGCAGAAGCUCUGCAGGGUUUUGCUACAGAAAAGGAUCGAAAACGAAGAUUUGAGGGCAGAGAGAGAUGCACUCAACCUCGAAAUUGAUUUACUAAACAAAUCUCAUGACGCAUGUCAAGAUAAAUGCGCUCAGAAGCAACAAUCGAUUUUAGAGGAAAUCAAAUUAACUGACCAGGAAAUCGCAAAAUACAAAACGAAAUGUGUUAAAUGCCAUCAGUGUACCGAUACUAUUGACGUCAGGAAGUAUUGCACCGACUGCCCUAGAUGCUCUGUUGAAAGGGAUUGUCUAUACGAAGACGAUAAAUGUAGGCCAGACGAUACGUUGGAUUGUGUCUGUAUGAGCGUCAAAGAGAAACUUCUAGAUAACAUAUUUGACAAUAUGUAUACCGUGCUAGAGAGGCAAGCGAAGACCGAAAAAGGAAAAGCUGUAGGUGGUGCGAUAUUGAAAUGCUUGAAAAAAAGUAGAAACGGAAAAUUGGAUGCGGCCACAAGGAAGUUGCUACAAGAUUUCGUUUUGACUACAGUUAAGCAACAUUUGAACCUAACCAUUGUCGGCGGUGCUGUGAAAACUAGAUGUGAAAUGGACCCUGAAACACAUAAACAGUUGAUGCUUUGCUUGAAACAAGUUACAGUCGUUGGACCUCCUAAAGAGGAUAAAGGGACUGCUUCCAAAAAGGAGUCGUGCCGUCGCUGGGGCGGUGAAUGCAACUGUCCGAAAGGUGGCAAAGGCUGUGUGUGUGAUAAAAUUGCUCCGCCUCUACCACCAGAAGAACCUUCAAUUCCAGAAGGAGUAGAUAAUGCAGAAACAUGUAAAGUUUCAUUUUGUCCUCGCAAAACGUCGACUUCGUGCGGUCCCGACGUCGCCAUGCAAGCCGUGCCUAGUAGAGUCGGAGCCGAGGUGGCUGCCCUAAAGCCGGACGCUUGUAAAGACUCUACUUGUGCCUAUCCGAAGAACAUGAGGGCGGCUCAGUGCGUGCUGGGACCGGAGAUACUAAAUUCGCCAACCAAAGGCAGCAGAUUAUCAGUGCCUUUUCGACCAGAGAUUCCUGUUUUGGACGAAAAGUUCUGCGAUUGCAGUAUAUCUUCAGUCAAAUCUUGUGUCUGCAGAGAUGCAAAAAAACUAAAAGUCGUUAUUUGCGAGGGUUGCAAUAAAGAAAACUGUGAUAUUUUAUGGGAAAGAGCGUUAAAAGCUGUUUGUCCUCCCUUUAAUGAAGAUUCGAAACUUGUACAUAAAAAUAAUGACGAUGUUUUGUUAGUAUCAAAAGAUAAGAAUAAUGUGGAAGAAAUAGUGGCAGAAAAAAAUGAAAAUCAUACUAACAUCUUAGAACAUAUUAUAAAUCUAACAAGUUCUAAGUCUGGUACAUUAAUGACCGAAUUAGAUGAAAAAAUUAUAGAAUUUAUCGAAAAUGGAAUCAAUGAAAAUAAAUUAGCCUACGUCAAAAAUAUAAGUCCAGAAAGUAUUGUUGUAGGGUUUGAUGAUAAUGAUGAAUGUGUUCAAAAUCGAAGUAGGAUUUCUAUUAGAAAGACCAGCUCUGGUUCGAAGUAUUUGGAGAUACGUAGCGCUAAAAAUUCUGUUAAGAGUGAGUUAAACGUAAAAAGUAAUAACUUAGAAAAAUUAGUGCACUCGAAAUCCUUGUCACCAGAAAGAUUAACAAAAACACGCGAAAAGUCGUCAUCGUGUAAUUUCAAUAAAAAUUACAUUAAAAAAUUAAAGAAAAAAUCUUUGGAUUACAAAAAUCGUAAUAAUAUUACUAAAUCGGCAAAAAAAGACGAUGAAAAAGAUAGUACUCAAGUCAACAAGUUGAAAAUAAAAAUUUCAAACAAAAUUAUUGAAGCACCUGCUAUUCUAAAGUUGACGGCAUCACAAAACUUUAAAGUACUUAUGAAUAAAGAAUAUGAGAGUUGGUUUAGCCAACAAUUGAAAGAAUGCAUCAAAAAUGGUACUUGUAAAUUCAAAUUGCAUAAAACCAAUUCUGGAAACUAUCUUAUAGAUCUUGAUGAAAACGAUGAAGCCAAUACUAGACAUUUACUCAAGAUGACUUCGUCUAAGAGUUUUAAAAUUGUUACAGACAGAGAAAAUAGUAAAAACAAAUGUGAAUCAAAAGAAUGUGAAGAUUUAAGUACCCAGCGUUCUUUUGAUUUGCACGUAAAGUCAAAAAGUGAUUCGAAAGUGUACAAAAAAGACAAAAAAGUUCCAGACAGUCAAACUUUAAUGCAAUCUUCUGAGUCAUUAAAGAAAACUCCUUCUGGUAAACUGAUCGUGGUUCUAGAUAAAGACACAAAGACAAACUUGAUAAAUAACCUUAAAAACUAUUUGGUCGAUUGCAAUGGAUUUGUGCCGGUUACUAAAACUGAAAGUGGUGAAAUAAUAAUCGAUUUCAAUAGUAACAAAUCGACUCUUAGUAAGGGUUCGUUAAAGAUUACAGCUUCAGGAAAUAUAUACGCUAUUAUAGACGAGAGCCUUCUUAAAAGUGCUGAUCAAAAUCAACGCCACAAUAAAAACUGUAUCUAUAGCAAUAUUCGUGGAUCAGAGCAUUUAAUAAACAAAAAUAGGUACCCGAAUAACAAAUCUAUAGCAACUACAUGUAAUGGAAUACCUAAUGAAAGUACGUGCGAUGUACUUAAAUGCGUAUGCCAUAAUUUACAAUGCUUAGCCAAAAAUAUUGAAAAGCAUUCAGAACAAGGAAACAUAUGUACACCUAGAAAAUCCUUUCUCAACUGGACGGAUGUUAAAACAAAUGAUAUUAGAAAAGCGCGUAGAUCAAAUUUGAAUACUUUGAAAGAUUAUCCGCAUAUAGUAAUAAAACCGAAUUCGAAUGAUUCAAAUGUUAAGUCUAAAGAGGAAUGUUUUUAUGUAGUAGAAACAGGAUGUUCGUUUCACAAAAAUCGAUAUGUAGGGGUUUCGAAUGAGCUCUUGAAAAUCUCUGGACCGUGUAAUGUAAUCCAAGAUAAGACUAUUAACAGAAACGACAGUAAAUUACUUGACCAAUGUAAAGUAAUAGAUGACAGCUAUUGGGACUCCUUGAGAUAUUUACCACCACAGCUUCCAGCGUUUUUGAAAGACGUAGAAUAUAAAUAGCUCUAAUCAUGUAUUUGUUUGGUUGAAAGUGUUCUUGAUCCACGAGUGAAAACAUAACAGAAAAUGUUGUCAGUAAAGCGUGUACGUAAUGAGUAUUGACUGAUCUUUUUGUAUUUCGAGAUAUUAUUUAUCAUUAUUUAUCAUCUUGCUUGCAAUAAUCGUGUACGUCUUGAUUUGUGUUUGAGACUAGGAAAUAAAAAUAGUAAAAACUAUAA